Messenger RNA from Fusarium keratoplasticum, 372 nucleotides. RefSeq lists its product as uncharacterized. The transcript has 2 exons. The record is from RefSeq and is a predicted model, not a curated record. NCBI's taxonomy places the organism in Eukaryota, Fungi, Ascomycota, Sordariomycetes, Hypocreales, Nectriaceae. The coding region runs from base 61 to 372 and encodes 103 amino acids.
UUACUUUCCCAGUCUAACAAUCGAGAACGACACGACAUUGUGUACGAGGGAUCAUUUGCCAUGCCAGUCUUCGGCAAAAGGGACCCGGACGACAAAAGGCGCUUGUACGAGAGAAUUCGCGGGCCUUCUAAGGAGGAAAUCGAGGCUGCUGUGAGAGAGCAUUUUAACCUCGAACAAGCGCAAUACAUUGAGACGCGAGAAUCCGAUCGGCAGGAGUCCAUCCAAACUCCAUGCGUGGUCUUUCUGAUCAUUGGAAAAUUCGAUGUUGGAGGGGAAACAUGCGACGAUGUAUACAAGGGUUAUACAAUUACCAACGAGAGCACCAUCGAGCUCUUAGCCCAUUCUGCCAUUGUUGUCAUGCCGCUGAAGUAA